CGCUUACAAAUCAGGUUCCAUGAUAGAAACCAGCGGUAGAGGGUAAAUGACGCACGGAAACGCGCAGUUCUGAAAAAUAUUACUUUAAAUGGAGGAUCAAGCUUGAGCCACAUCCUUCAUCCUGCAUGCAGCUAAUGCUUCAGACCUUUAUAUUGUGAGGUGAGCACAAGCUCAAUUCAUGCAGAACAUGGAUAAAGGGUGGUUUAUUGGAAAUGAGAAGAUUCUCCCGUCAAAAUCUGAGCAACCAAUGUCCAGACACAGCAGUGUCUUAAGGCCUUGCAUGACUAUUAACCUGACUGAAAUUCUUAAAGCUGAUAGACCUUGUGCACCGAAGAAGCCUGUCCCAAUACGACCACCAAGCCCCAGAGCCGCUCUGUCAAAAGGACAAGAGUUGCACCAGUUUCUCUCUUGUGAGCCCACACCUAAGCCAAUCAUCCGACAGCGGUCACGCUCUCUGCCAUCUGCCACAGAGAAGAAAAAGAAACGAUGUAGAAAUAUUGGUGUAAGGUUUGUUGACUCUUUGGGAUUGGACCUGGAAGACGUCCGGCUUUUUAGAUCAGGGGAGGAUCCAUUUGUGCCACAACAUGUCACAUUUAAGUUGUUGAUGGGUGCUGAGAUAGCAGAUAGAAGACAUCUGGAGAUUUCCUUGCCAUAUCUGAAGCCAGUUUUUGCCCAACAACCAGGCGACCAGCCAGGAUUCUUGCAUCGUCUCCAUGAACAGAAAGUAUGCCUGGAGAGAGUUUUGUGUUUUGAACUAGGUAUUAUCGGAAUUGUCCAAGUCCUCAAUUUAAACUUUGAGAAAGAUGUUGGAGCUCGUUACUCAUUUACAGAGUGGAAGAGUUGUACAGAAACAAAGGCCUCUUGGGUGUCCACCAUUACAAAAACCUGGGAAGGAGGAGGGGAACAAUUUAGUUGUGAUACAUUUCGUUUUCAUCUGCCAGUUCCACCAUUUCUGAACCCAGGAGCACUUUUAGAGUUUGCCAUUCUCUACAGAGUCUGUGGGGCUGAAUACUGGGACAACAAUAAUGGAGAGAAUUACAAGUUAGUCUGCAAAAACUACAAACUCACAGUGCCUAAAGAAUGUGAAGACAGCAUGGUGCACUUUUUUUAGAAUGCAAAUUAAAGGUAGAGGGUAUUUUGAGCACUUUAUUAUUGUUAAUAGCAACACCUCUAAAAAAAACUGCAGGGAAGCAUAAAAUAAUCAUUUUAUUGUUAGUGCCACCAUUAAAAGCCUGUAAAUAGAAUUAAAUACAAGAUCAACUCUGGACAGAACUGGCCAGAGUCAAAUGCAGAAACACUUGUGCACCGUUUGUUAAAAUUGUUAGAUUUUUUCUGUCUUGUUUUUUAACUAUUUGAAUAGAAACUUCACUACAGAAGCAUCUUUUGGUUAGGACACCCACAGAUUAGUAAUUAUUCUGUGAAACACAAAUAAACGUCCACUUGGCUUCCUGCUGGACAACUGGCCGAGGUCAUUUCAUACAGCACAGAAAUUUGAUAUGCUGAACCAUUUUUAUCUCUGUAUUUUAUUACUAAUUCACAUCUCAUGUCUAAAGCAUGUAAUAAAUAGAAAUGUGUUAUACUGAAUCUUUUCAUAAAAUGAAAUUAAUUCUUAUUUUGCACAACAAUAAAUUAUGU
Messenger RNA from Melanotaenia boesemani (Boeseman's rainbowfish), 1635 nucleotides. RefSeq names its product protein phosphatase 1, regulatory subunit 3Da (gene ppp1r3da). Gene Ontology annotation, molecular function: glycogen binding; protein phosphatase 1 binding. Bases 179 to 1111 code for a protein of 310 amino acids. NCBI's taxonomy places the organism in Eukaryota, Metazoa, Chordata, Actinopteri, Atheriniformes, Melanotaeniidae. Gene Ontology annotation, cellular component: protein phosphatase type 1 complex. The transcript has 2 exons. Gene Ontology annotation, biological process: regulation of glycogen biosynthetic process. The record is from RefSeq and is a predicted model, not a curated record.